Molecule: messenger RNA, 1500 nt
Organism: Yarrowia lipolytica CLIB122
Lineage: Eukaryota; Fungi; Ascomycota; Dipodascomycetes; Dipodascales
Biological process (GO): positive regulation of transcription by RNA polymerase I; rRNA processing
Cellular component (GO): nucleolus
Molecular function (GO): protein binding
Source: RefSeq, a predicted model, not a curated record
AUGUCCGCCCCCUUGAACCGGUUGACGAUUGCUAAGGAGGUCAAAAAGGGCUCCGACUUGACGCCCGAGCAAAAAUUCUGGAAAACCUACCGUUCGCCUCUGCUCGUCAAAGAGUACAAUGCCAUCUCUCACGUUUCCUUCAACCAUCACAAUGACUUUGCCGUCACCUCGUCUACUCGAAUCCAGAUCUUCUCUGGAAAGACCCGAAAAGUCACCAAGACUAUCUCUCGUUUCAAGGAUACUGUAUACUGCGGCGAGUUCCGGUCUGAUGGUAAGCUGAUUGUGGCCGGUGAUGCUACAGGUCUGGUUCAGAUCUUCGAUGCCGUGUCGAGAAACAUUCUGGUGACUCUGCAGGCGUCCCAACUGGCCACUCAUGUGACUAAGUUCCACCCCACAAACCUCACCACUCUCCUCACAGCCUCCGACGACCGAAGCGUCAAGCUCUACGAUAUCACCAGCUCCACUCCUCUGAUCGAGUUUGAGGGCGCUCAGGAUUACGUUCGAUGUGGAGAGUUUGUCGAUGCCAACGUUGUCGCUGCUGGUUCGUACGACGGAACUGUUCGACUCUACGACGCCCGAUCCGGAAAGACCCCCAUCUCUUCUCUGGCUCAGGAUCACCCGGUUGAGGAUGUCCUCUACCACAACGGAAUGGUGUUGUCUGCCGGAGGUCCCAUUGUCAAGGCCUGGGACAUGACCACCGGAAAGACCAUCCGACAAAUGGGCAACUUCAGCAAGACCGUUACUUGCCUGGCCCCUACUCACGGUGCUUCUGGAUUCUUCGCUGGCUCCCUAGACGGCCAUGUCAAGGUCUUUGAUGAUACCUCAUUCAAGGUUACCUACGGCUGGAAGUACGGCUCCGGAGUGCUCUGUACUGGUAUGUCUCUAGACUCCCAGCAUAUUGUGGCCGGUCUGGUUUCCGGUAUUGUCGCUGUUCGAACCCAGCAGCCCAAGAAGGACGAGAAGAUCAGCAACGGACGGGUUCUGGACCAGAAGGCUGCUGUUGAGGAGGAGAAGAAGAAGAAGGCAGAGGGACCCGUGCUUGGAGGAACCAAGUACGAGGGUCAGUUUGAGCAUGUCAUUGUCGAGGAGCACGAGCGGCCCAACAAGAAGCUGCUGAAGCGAUAUGAAAACCUGCUUCUCGGAUUCCGAUGGGGUGAUGCUCUCGAUGCUGCACUGUCUGGAGAGCAUCUGGAGACCUCUGUUCUGGCUCUGGAAGAGCUCAAGAAGCGAGGUAAGGUGCGAGCUGCACUGCUGAACCGAGAUGAGGACUCUCUGGAGCCUCUCUUUGAGUUCGCUACCAAGGCCAUUGCUGACUCGCGAUACAUCAACAUUGUUGCUGACUACGUUGCAGUCGUGCUGGACAUGUACACUAGUGUGAUUACCAAGAGCCCGAUACUCGAAGAGCGGGUGUCUGAGUUCUACGACGCUCUCAAGUCCGAGGUCGAGACUGCUAAGGAGAGCAAGAAGAUCCAGGGUAUGUUGGAGCUCCUCAGUGUUUAG